AUGUCCACCUUGACGUCCUCGCCAUCGCCGGCUGCAUCACCUCGAUCCUCCUUCCACGUCCAGCGAAGCAGCUAUUCCAGCCACUCCUUCAGUGCGCCGUCGCCCAAACAGCGAGGCUUCAAUGCAUCGCCGGUACAGCGCGCAUCAGGGUCCACAGGAGGCUCCAAACAGCCACGCGCACACUACUCUGAAAGCCCGGCUAUCGAGAAGAAGCCGCACACAUACGUAAACCAGGGCACACAAUAUAGCCCGGACGGAUAUCCUCCCACCGCUGGAGAUCAGCCAGAUAGAAAGACAGACCGGGAAGGUGCGCCCUCGUCGGCCACGAAGAAGCGGAAGGAGCCACCUUCUCUCUCGGCGCCUGACCCAAUGAGCACAUCUGCGGCGUCGUCCGCCUCAAGCAUCCCCUCGAGACCUCCCACGGAGCCCGAGCCACGCCUCGACCCUACUCCCGCUCCUUCGUUCUCUACCACGGCCAGCUCGGCUUCAGCACACCCUCCUGCUGGGCAGCAUGCCGAAACGCAAGAAGCUCGCUCCACACACGGUCACUCCAGUACACCGAAACGAUCGCGUACCGAUUCGGCUCCGGCUACAGUGAUGCCAGUACUGUACCAAAACUGCAACCCGAAAGCCCUUGGUGUGCUUGUCUCCAACAUGCUCAUGGAGCUUAUACGUCUCAACGACCAAAUACCACUCCGCGACGGCCGCCUCACACGCUUCCAUUCCCGCGCACCACCUGGCAUAAUCUACUACAUCGACUUAUUAUGCCAGAAGUAUUCCAACUUCACCAUCAACUCCCUGACCGUCCAUCGCUUUUUGAUCACGGCAGCAACGGUGGCGGCGAAAGGGCUCAGUGAUUCAUUCUGGACCAACCCUACGUACGCCAAAAUCGGAGGCAUACCGGUAUCGGAGCUGGCAACCUUGGAACUGGAGUUUUUGCAUAAGGUGGAGUGGAAGAUCGUUCCUAAGCCGGAAGUGCUUGAGGAGUAUUAUCGUAGUCUGAUAGAGAGAACGGAAGGCUUUGAGCUGGAGCAGACGGGAAGCAGCAGCAGCAGCUUGCUGGAGGACAGUGAGGAGGACAACACGGAUGGUGAUGAGAUCAUGGCUGAUGAACCCACGUGA
Messenger RNA from Saxophila tyrrhenica, 1122 nucleotides. It is a transcript of the gene PHO80, whose product is annotated as Pho80p cyclin. Gene Ontology annotation, biological process: regulation of cyclin-dependent protein serine/threonine kinase activity. The record is from RefSeq and is a predicted model, not a curated record. Lineage: Eukaryota; Fungi; Ascomycota; Dothideomycetes; Mycosphaerellales; Extremaceae. Gene Ontology annotation, cellular component: cyclin-dependent protein kinase holoenzyme complex; nucleus. The transcript has 2 exons. The coding region runs from base 1 to 1122 and encodes 373 amino acids. Gene Ontology annotation, molecular function: protein kinase binding; cyclin-dependent protein serine/threonine kinase regulator activity.